This is a messenger RNA of Adelges cooleyi (spruce gall adelgid), 2074 nucleotides long. RefSeq names its product UDP-N-acetylglucosamine transporter (gene Ugalt). Bases 625 to 1674 code for a protein of 349 amino acids. The transcript has a single exon. Lineage: Eukaryota; Metazoa; Arthropoda; Insecta; Hemiptera; Adelgidae. The record is from RefSeq and is a predicted model, not a curated record. Gene Ontology annotation, molecular function: UDP-galactose transmembrane transporter activity. Gene Ontology annotation, biological process: pyrimidine nucleotide-sugar transmembrane transport. Gene Ontology annotation, cellular component: Golgi membrane.
AAUAUUAAACUUCAUGAAAUUAAAUAAAAUCAAUACACAAAAUUUGUAAAAUUAAGUUUUAUUUAAUAUGCGAUGUAAACCAUGAAGACUAGAAGAAAUGAAUGGCUUAAUUAAUGCCAUGGUUUGAACCAUAAUGAUUGAAUGAACUUAAUGGAUUUCUAGUCAUUAUGGUUCAAACUAUGAUAUGAGAUUAAACAGUACACACGUCUACACAGUACACACCACACGGUUGAACAGUGAAUAUGUUAUGUAUAUAUUUUUUUCUGUAUGUUGUCUACUGACAAUAAUUACUAUUAAACUAUCGGUUAUCUGAUUAAUAAUUUAUCAAUCAUAUCUAACAUCUUCCGAGUGCUGUGCGGAUGGUGAAGAAGCGGCGUCGGCGGCCUACUAGCUAAAUAAUUAUUUAGUACAUUUUUUCAUUUAUUGGUAUGUAAUUUAAAUGUCCCGUGUCGUUUUGUACGGUGUUUUAUAAAAAAUCCGGUAAUAUAUAAUAACACAUUGUCGGUUCACCAUUCAUAUUUGUUGUGAACUUUCUCAAAACACGUUGGUGUUGUUUUAUCUAACUGAAACAAGGAGGCUAAAAUAAAUAUAAUGAACAUUUCUUAGGACACCGACAACUUCUUAAUGGUAGAUAAAGAAGAAAUCGAUUUAGAACAUUCCACCGCUGUUCAAGUUGUGACAAUGCAGCAUAGCCAAAAACGUAAUUCGUAUUUGAAAGGAAUCACCUUGAUUACGUUGACGUUACAGAAUGCUUUGGUUGCGCUCAGUAUGCGACACGCGCGUACGCGUCAUAAAGAAAUGUUCAUCUCGUCCACAGCUGUCGUCAUGGCAGAAGUUGUUAAACUUAACAUCUGCCUAAUAUUAGUAUACAAGACUGAAUCAAUUUCGUGGAAACAUUUUAUAUCGCUGCUCGACAACACAAUCAUCAAGCAACCAAUGGAUACGCUUAAAGUCUGUAUUCCAUCAUUAGUAUAUUUAAUACAGAACAAUCUACUGUAUGUAUCAACAUCAAAUUUAGAUGCAGCUACAUAUCAGGUAACAUACCAAUUGAAAAUAUUGACUACGGCUGUAUUUUCGGUAAUAAUUCUCAAUCGUAAACUUAUGAGACACCAGUGGAUUGCGCUUUUGGUUUUGAUUUCUGGAGUAAUUCUUGUUCAGUUGAACGAUACAAACGAAAAGAAAACUCUAAAUGAACAAAAUCGAUUGUUGGGCAUAACUGCAGCACUUAUUGCCUGUUGUUUGUCUGGGUUUGCUGGAGUGUUUUUUGAAAAAAUAUUGAAGGGUGCUGACAUUUCAGUAUGGAUGCGAAAUAUUCAAUUAAGUGUUGUUUCUAUACCAUUAGGCUUCAUUGUUUGUUUUAUAAACGAUUGGAGCCAUAUUAAUACUAAAGGAUUUUUUUUUGAUUACGACUGGUAUAUAGUAUAUUUGAUUUUUUUACAAGCAGCAGGUGGACUGAUUGUCGCUAUGGUUGUUAAAUAUGCAGAUAAUAUUUUAAAGGGUUUUGCCACAUCAUUAGCAAUUAUUCUUACGACCGUAUUCUCUGUAUAUUUUUUCGAAACCAGUAUUAAUAUAUUGUUUGCUUGUGGCGCACUUUUGGUGAUGUUAUCAAUAUUUCUCUACAGCUAUACUAUAGAGAAAAAAUCACCUAACACGAAUACCAUACAGAAGGCGUAAUGAAUAUUUAUGAAAUUUUUACUAUACUACUUAUGAUUGUGAAUUUAUAUGUAAAACGACAUACUUAAUAAAUAUAGAAUUAUGUAAAAUAAUAUACUUAAUAGAAAAAACUGAAAUUAAAUUUUUAUAUCUAAUGUUUUUGUUUAAAUAAAUAUUGUUUAAUUUUAAGCUUUUGUGAUGAGAGUCAUUAUAAAAAUAAAAUGGAUGUUAUUCACAUCUAACUUCAAGGGAAUAAGCAAUAUUUACUUUUUGUUUAAUUAAUAAUGUUAUCAAAAUAUUAUACAUGUUUAAAAAUUAUGUUAACAUUUCUAAAGUCUGUGAAUUAUUGUCUAACCAGUAUUAAUUUAUAUACUAAUUUAAAUGAAAUUUUAGAAACAAAAUUUGGCAAACCUGUUUAAAU